AUGGGAUGUGGUGCAAGUGGAUUGAAAGAUUGUAAAUCAGAAGUAGCCGAAUCGACAAAUGAUGAUCAUGCUGAUAAUACAGAAAUAGAAACUGAAGAAAACAAAGAAACAAACACUAAUCAUAUAGUUCCUGUAUUAUCAAGUAAACAAUUGGAUCUUCCAUCAAAUAAUAGUCAACAUGAUGAACCCAAAGAAGAAAUUCCAUACAAUCAAGAAACGCCAGACGUUUCAGCGAUUACCGAGCAACAACCAGAUUUAACAAAUGAUGUGAAUCAACCUCAAGAAUAUAAUAAAACUGAUGACAAUGUAACAGAAAAUUAA
This is a messenger RNA of Schistosoma guineensis, 321 nucleotides long. Lineage: Eukaryota; Metazoa; Platyhelminthes; Trematoda; Strigeidida; Schistosomatidae. The record is from the annotation of a GenBank genome assembly.